GAUACAAGCUUGAGGAAGCGCUGGCUGGUGGUGGCAAGAUGGGACCCAAGGAUGCUUCUGAAGGAGCUGGAAGCAGAUCUGACUCUAGCAUGGAAAGCUUGGAACACUGUUUGGACGACAUUAAUAACAUUCAGCCUAUGAAGCGCACAGAUAGAAUUCGCAUCUCAGCCUUGCAGAGGAGCCUAAGAGAGCUCAAUGACAUGGCCAAAAAGAAGGAACUUGUGGACCAAGAAGCCAGAGACAAGCUGCGUAGCUGUCGGCUGCGGAUCAAGGUGCUAGCAAAGCAGCUGGAGUAUGUAGACAUGGAAACAGAGAAAGAGGAGGAGGCUGGCAAUGUCGCAGCCUUGUCCCGCCUUCAGGCAAUGCACAGACGACUGCGUGCUGAGCUGCAGCAAGAGCAGGAUUUGGAGUUGAAAAUUGCUUUGACACUAAAAGAAAACACGCUUGAGAUGUGGCAGAUAGAAACCGCACAGGGAAAAUACGAAGUCUUCCAUGAACAAUUUAAAAAAGUUGAGGAGGAGCUAGAGAUGCAAUACCAAGAACGAGCAAAGUUGCGGAUUUGGAAGGAAAAGAUAGCAGCGCUGCGAGCAGAAAAAAACCAGCGGUCUAGAGAAAAAUGUGAAGAAAGGCAGAAAAAAGUGCGUGAAGAUGCCAAAAGGAACCAUGAAAAAGCCGUCUGCUUCCUGAGGAAAAGCAUGGCCAGAAUUCAUGAAAAAAAUGCAAUGGAGGAAGCAAAAACUCAGGAGCAUAUGGAGAGAAGGAUCCAAGCUGUGCUUUCCCUGAAAACCAGCAUCGCUUCCAAUCGGGAAAAACUCCAAACUCUCCAGGUUCAGAACAAAGCAAUGGCCUUUGAGGCCAAGAAGCAGGAGAUGAAGAUGAGGGAAGCCAUCUUGGCAGAAGGAGGCAAUGUUGACAAGGAAAUUAUUCUCCGUAAACGACUGCUAGAGCAUGAGAAAGAGAAACAAGCUUUUAAAGAACGGCAAAAAACAAGAAAAAUCGAGAUUGUAUCUAAAAUUUUGCAAGAAAGAGCUUCUAUUCACAAGCAGAAAACAAGUCAGUCGUGUACUGAGGCAAUUAAGGGUGUUGGUAAACAUAAGGAUUCUUCACUGUGGAGAAUGAAGACAUGGCAAUAUAUUGAGAAGACCUGCAAACAGUCAGCAGGAGCAAUACCCCAGAAGCCAUGGUGCUCUCCGUCACCUUCUUCUGGUGAGAGAUCUGCUUCUGUAGGAGAGAUUGCAGGAAAAAUACCCCAUGAAGUGCUCUCUGAAAGUGGUGAAGAUGUGGAAGAGGGGGACAAGACCCUGGUAGAACCAGAGUUCCCGGGGCUUUGGAGUCGGGAAUGGGACUUGCACAAGAUAUCCAAAGAAGAAAUGGAUCCAAAGCAGCUGGCUACGAGGGCAGUGAGAAAAGAAAUGUUUGAGAAAAAAAUGGAGGAACUCCAAAGUGGGAUUUUUCACAAGCGAACAGCAUCUGGUCGUGAACAUAAGGGAUGCAGUUUCUAUAGUAAACCAAGUUGCAUUCACUUCAAGGAUUUUGAUGUUGGUCAAAUCUACAAAAAGAAGAUAGUUUUGAUAAAUGCAUCCUACAGUGCUAACUUCUGCAGACUGCUGGGAAUCAGUGAAUGGCUCAAGGACUUCAUCAGUGUUCAUUUUGACCCACCUGGCAAAAUGCCUUCUGGAAUGUCCUGUGAAGUGCUGGUAACAUUUAAGCCAAUGAUAAAUGAAACUCUGGAAGGAGAAGUCAUGUUUAUGGCACAGACGGGUCCUUUCUCUGUUCCAUUGAAAUGUACAGUCAAGAGAUGCCUUCUGGCACUGGAUAAAGAGCUCAUUGACUUUGGCAGCCAUGUGGUGGGAGAGACAAUUUCACGGACCAUCAGCCUGACGAACAGCGGAGCUUUGGGGACAAGAUUCAGAGUUCAGACAUCAGCAGGUGACAGCAGAACAAGCAGAGCAACGACAAAAUCUCCUCCUGGAGGAAUGGUGACUCAACAUUUCAGUGACUUUGGCCCUGAGCAGAACGUCAGCGAUAGCUCUGGGACAUCUGUAGCUGAAAAGGGGGAACAAAUCUGUGUGGACCACGGUGAGGAAGUGGCCUCCUGUGCGGCCCCAGUGGAGCAGCAGAGUGAGACCAGGCUGAGCAGCGGAUCCACAGAACAACUUGGUCAAGAAGUAUCAGAUUCUGGAUCACAUCUAGGCACAGACGAUGUCUGUAAUUCAGUGGAACUUCCUCCUGAAGAAACACCAGCUGAAAUUAUGCUUGGAAAGGUUACUGAAGGUGAAAUCGGACCCUUCAGCUCAGUCAAACUUCAGGUUCUGUUUGUCCCAGCUGUCCCUGGGGAUGUGCAGGCAGAGUUUGUGAUCAUGUUUGACAACUCAGACUGCAAACCACUGUACUUCAGUGCUGUUGGAGUUUCUAUUGAUGUGCCGGUUUGGGUGCCCAAUCCCAACAUUGAUUUGAAGAUCUGUAUGUAUGACCGACUUUAUCAGGAUUGUGUUGUCAUUCAAAGCAGAGCCAAAACCACGCUGCGUUUGAAGUUUAAAGUAUGCAAAGAAUUGAGGAAACACAUGGAGCUGCUUCCAAAAACGGGUUACAUUCAAGCUCAGUCAUCCUUCAGUGUGCAGCUGAAGUUUCUGCCCAGGCAAUCUCUUCGUGAAGAUGCAAGGAGCUAUUUUAAUGAAGAGACGAGGGUCCUGGAAGUUCCCGUGUCAGUACUGAUUGUGGAUAAGGCUAAAAAAGUUAAUUUUACUGUCCAUGCGAUUGUUACUACUUCUGAUUUGGAAAUCAGUCCAGCACAGAUCAAUUUUGGAUACUGCACCAUCUAUGAAGCUGUGCAGGCAAAUGUCGUGCUAACAAACAAAUCCAUCUUGCCACAAGAGUUUGGAUUUGUGGGGCUUCCAGAGUUUGUUGAAGUUCAACCCAAUGACGGACUUGGAAUUCUUCUUCCUCUCGAAAGCCUGACUUUGGACAUAAUCUUUAAAGCUAACAAGGCGAAAGAGUACAGCUUUGAGCUAACCUGCAAGUCAGAGAUUAAUAGACAAUUCAAGCUGUCAUGCAAAGCAGUUGGAGUCCACCCACCUCUUGAAUUGUCACAUUCCUUAGUUCGGUUUGCUGCAACGGCUUUAAAUGGUACGUCUACAGCAGCACUGUAUGUGCUGAAUUCCCACGUGAGCGUCAACCCCUUUACUCACGCCGUCCCAAGGAUUGGCACCGGGGAAGGUGCCCCUGUUGGACCCACGUCGUUUGAAUUCUGUGUGCCAGAAGGCUGUCCAGUGGCAAUUACACCUUCUGUUGGAACUGUGUUGCCUGGGAAGAAAAGCUUGAUUCGAGUGUCCUUCAGACCAACAUUGUCAGAUCAGCUAAUCAGAGAAGAGGCAGCUCGGAGGCUUUGCAGAGCAGCUGCGACAGGGGCAGAAAGACAAUCAAAGAAGAAAGAUGGAAAGAGAGAGGAGAAGAAAUCGAGCAUUUCCAGACAGCAGUCUUUCAGAGAGCUUGGAAAGGAUGAAGGCAGUGAACACCUGACUUCUCAAAAUAGUUCUGAACAACCAAAAUCCAAAGAUGUAAAGCCUGGUUCUGAUGCUUAUAUGGCAGCCCAGGCUUUCCUGAUGAGGAAUUUCAGUGGGAAGUUUGAAAAAUACAUGGUACCAUGCUUUGUUGCAAGUGGACCUAUCGAUGAAAAGACAGGCUCUGAAAACCUAAGCUGCAGCCCUUACAACACCUUGUAUUUGGAGUUGCACUGUCCAGCUGUAGCACCAUCAGUUGUGGUCACUUCAGAUAAUGGAAAAAACAGAGUGGAUUUUGGUGAUGUUGCAGUAGGCCACAGAGUGAUGAAGCGAAUUACAAUACAAAAUAUAUCCCUGGAGAAGCUGGAACUGGGAUUCUCAGUUCUGAAUCCUCAUGGCCCCUUCCUGUUGGGCAGAGCAGCUGGAAUGCUUGAGCCAGGAGAAAAUAAACCCCUCGUCAUCUCUUUUUGUCCAAAUGAGAAUAAAAUGUAUUUUGAAAUGCUGGACAUCCAGACAGCAAAAACCAACCUCACCCUAAACAUCACUGGUCAUGGGGUGAUACCAUCAACUGUGUGCUCUGUGGGAGAAGUACUCGAUAUGGGCUAUGUCGUAGCCAGGGAGAAGGUGACUUCCACAUUCAAGAUACAGAACACUUCCACACUGACCCUGCAAUACUCUAUACAACUGGAGUCGCUUUCAGCAACAAGAGACAGAGAUCAGCAGCGACUUCCGUCCUUCAUCACGUCCCCUUUGCAGAGAACAGAGAUUGUUGGAACACAGAACUACAGUGGCCUAAGUGUGUUCAGCGUCUUUCCGACAGAAGGAGAAAUUGUUGCUGGGAACAGUCAGGAUUUUAGUGUCACUUUCAGUCCUGAUCAUGAAAGUCUGUACUAUUCUGACUGUCUCAAGGUUGUGCUCUUUGGCAAGAAAAUAGCCCACGUGAUCCACCUAAAGGGUGCAGCGAGAGAUCACCCAAUGUUUGUGGAAGGGGGAGUUCCUCUAGAUGUGCCCGUUGAGUCCCUGGCUGUAACGUCACCUACACCAUCGCAGAGAGCGCUGGAAGGAGAGCUGCAAGAACCAGUGAAGUCCAUUCUCCUCAUUCUGGAGUACGUCGAGGGAGAGAGUUCCCCGGUGCCAGCAAUGACAGAACUGAAAAUUGGAGCUAUACAAUCAACUCAGUUUGCAUCUAAGAAGAACGUGGAGUUCAGUUUUGACAGCCUGCCACUCCUGCAGCAGAAGGGAUUCACCGUUCAACCUGCGAAGGGAACGAUUGAGCGUGAUGAAGUAAAACACAUCGGUGUUUCUUGGGUGCCACCUGCUGACUUUCACGCUGAUGACCCUCCACUUGUGACAGCCCUCCUGUCCUUAAAAGGUGACAUUAAGGAAUCUUACCAAAUCCUCUUCAUGGCAAAAGUUGUCUCC
Messenger RNA from Mesitornis unicolor (brown roatelo), 4922 nucleotides. It is a transcript of the gene CFAP74, whose product is annotated as cilia and flagella associated protein 74. The record is from RefSeq and is a predicted model, not a curated record. The transcript has 37 exons. Lineage: Eukaryota; Metazoa; Chordata; Aves; Mesitornithiformes; Mesitornithidae. The annotation marks the transcript as partial.